This is a messenger RNA of Exophiala bonariae, 642 nucleotides long. RefSeq lists its product as uncharacterized. The coding region runs from base 1 to 642 and encodes 213 amino acids. The transcript has 6 exons. Gene Ontology annotation, molecular function: oxidoreductase activity, acting on the CH-OH group of donors, NAD or NADP as acceptor. The record is from RefSeq and is a predicted model, not a curated record. NCBI's taxonomy places the organism in Eukaryota, Fungi, Ascomycota, Eurotiomycetes, Chaetothyriales, Herpotrichiellaceae.
AUGUCGAUGGGCAAAACCGCACUCAUUAUAGGAGCGAAUCGCAGCAUCGGAUUGAGGCUCGUGAAAGCGCUGCAAGCCCGAGGCUGGACGGCAACUGGCUCCAUAAGAGUGUCAAGCAAAGAAGACGAGUCUGUGAAAGAUUCCAUCAUCAAUGCUUCCAAAGCCUUUGGAUCAGGCCCGUUGGAUUUACUAAUCAACAAUGGCGCGGUUGGAACCCAGCACCUCAAAUGGGAUGAGCAUACUUCCGAAAAUAUGAUGAGACUAUUCAGCACGAAUGGACCGGUGCAAGCGAUCAAGCAUUUCUAUCCAGGGUUGAAACGCAGCAAAUUCGCCAAAGUUAUCAACAUAUCUUCUGGUUCUGCUUCUAUCACAAACAACAACGGGAUGAAUCUUGGCUACCGAGUCUCCAAGACGUCCCUCAACCAGCUGACCAUGACAAUCGCAAAGGAGGCACGGGCAAAUGGUGACAACAUCGCCGUUGUGGCUGUAUACUCUGGUCACCUGGCAACUCGCAUGAGCGGCUUCAGUUUCAGCCAUGACAUGGAAGAGUACAUCAAUGGAGUGGCGAAUUUGAUGGACACAAUCGAUAUUUCUGAUACAGGAAGAUACAUCAACUGGAAGGGGGAAACGGUACCAUGGUAG